This is a messenger RNA of Gavialis gangeticus (Gharial), 6782 nucleotides long. RefSeq names its product small nuclear ribonucleoprotein U5 subunit 200 (gene SNRNP200). The transcript has 45 exons. Gene Ontology annotation, molecular function: nucleic acid binding; ATP binding. NCBI's taxonomy places the organism in Eukaryota, Metazoa, Chordata, Crocodylia, Gavialidae. The record is from RefSeq and is a predicted model, not a curated record. Bases 70 to 6480 code for a protein of 2136 amino acids. Gene Ontology annotation, cellular component: nucleus.
GCUUGGCGGCGCAGUGGUGCGUAUUGCUAGGCCGCGGGUUUGUGAGGCGGCGGCGCCCGAGGAGCUGCCAUGGCGGACGUCACUGCACGGAGCCUGCAGUAUGAGUAUAAGGCGAACUCCAACCUCGUACUUCAAGCAGACCGCUCCUUGAUCGACAGGACCCGGCGAGAUGAGCCCACGGGGGAAGUGCUUUCCUUGGUGGGGAAGCUGGAGGGGACACGCAUGGGUGACAAAGCACAGAGGACCAAGCCCCAAAUGCAGGAGGAGCGGCGGGCCAAGAGGAGGAAGCGUGACGAGGACAGGCACGACAUCAACAAGAUGAAGGGCUACACCUUGCUGUCGGAGGGCAUUGACGAGAUGGUGGGGAUCAUCUACAAGCCCAAAACCAAGGAGACUCGGGAGACCUACGAAGUGCUGCUGAGCUUCAUUCAGGCAGCCCUCGGGGACCAGCCCCGGGACAUUCUCUGCGGAGCUGCCGAUGAGGUCCUGGCUGUGCUAAAGAAUGAGAAGCUGCGGGACAAGGAGCGGCGGAAGGAGAUUGACCUUCUGCUGGGCCAGACAGACGACACCCGGUACCACGUGCUGGUGAACCUGGGCAAGAAGAUCACAGACUACGGUGGUGACAAGGAGAUCCAGAACAUGGAUGAUAACAUUGAUGAGACCUAUGGUGUGAACGUGCAGUUCGAAUCUGAUGAAGAGGAGGGCGAUGAGGAUGUCUACGGUGAAGUGAGGGAUGAAGCAUCGGACGAUGACAUGGAGGGGGAUGAAGCUGUUGUCCGUUGCACCCUCUCAGCCAAUCUUGUGGCUUCUGGGGAGCUAAUGAGCUCCAAGAAGAAGGACCUGCAUCCCCGUGACAUUGAUGCCUUCUGGCUCCAGCGGCAACUGAGCCGCUUCUAUGAUGAUGCCAUUGUGUCCCAGAAGAAGGCGGAUGAGGUGCUGGAGAUCUUGAAAACAGCCAGCGAUGACCGUGAGUGUGAGAACCAGCUUGUCCUGCUCCUGGGUUUCAAUACCUUUGACUUCAUCAAAGUGCUGAGGCAGCACAGGAUGAUGAUCCUGUACUGCACACUGCUGGCUAGUGCCCAAAGUGAGGCCGAGAAAGAGAGGAUCAUGGGGAAGAUGGAAUCAGAUCCCGAGCUCUCCAAGUUCCUGUACCAGCUGCAUGAAACAGAGAAGGAGGAUCUCAUUCGGGAGGAGCGCUCUCGCAGGGAACGUGUCCGCCAGUCCCGGAUGGACACAGACCUGGAAACCAUGGACCUGGAUCAGGGUGGAGAGGUGCUGGCCCCACGGCAGGUGCUGGACUUGGAGGACCUGGUGUUUGCCCAAGGCAGCCAUUUUAUGGCCAACAAGCGGUGCCAGCUGCCUGACGGCUCUUUCCGCCGCCAGCGCAAAGGCUACGAGGAGGUGCAUGUUCCUGCCCUAAAACCUAAGCCCUUCGGCUCUGAGGAGCAACUGGUUUCUGUGGACAAGUUACCCAAGUACGCCCAGGCAGGCUUUGAGGGCUUCAAGACUUUGAACCGGAUCCAGAGCAAGCUCUACCGUGCUGCGCUCGAGACGGACGAGAACCUCCUGCUGUGUGCUCCCACGGGUGCGGGGAAGACCAACGUGGCACUGAUGUGCAUGCUUCGUGAGAUUGGGAAGCACAUUAACAUGGACGGCACCAUCAAUGUGGAUGACUUCAAAAUCAUCUAUAUCGCCCCCAUGCGGUCUCUGGUGCAAGAAAUGGUGGGCAGCUUCGGGAAGCGCCUGGCCACUUAUGGCAUCAACGUGGCAGAACUGACUGGGGAUCACCAGUUGUGCAAGGAGGAGAUUAGUGCCACCCAGAUCAUUGUCUGCACCCCAGAGAAGUGGGACAUCAUCACCCGCAAAGGUGGUGAACGCACCUAUACCCAGCUGGUGCGCCUUGUCAUUCUGGAUGAGAUUCACCUGCUGCAUGAUGACCGAGGCCCCGUCCUGGAGUCACUGGUGGCCAGAGCCAUCCGCAACAUUGAGAUGACACAGGAGGAUGUGAGGCUUGUGGGCCUGAGUGCCACCCUCCCGAACUAUGAGGACGUGGCCACAUUCCUCCGAGUGGACCCUGCCAAGGGCUUGUUCUACUUUGAUAACAGCUUCCGCCCAGUGCCCCUGGAGCAGACCUACGUGGGGAUCACAGAGAAGAAAGCCAUCAAGCGUUUCCAGAUCAUGAAUGAGAUCGUCUAUGAGAAGAUCAUGGAGCACGCAGGAAAGAACCAGGUGCUGGUGUUCGUUCACUCCAGGAAGGAGACAGGAAAGACUGCCCGGGCUAUCAGGGAUAUGUGUCUGGAGAAGGACACUCUGGGUCUCUUCUUGCGAGAGGGCUCGGCCUCCACUGAGGUCCUGAGGACAGAAGCUGAGCAGUGCAAGAACCUAGAACUGAAGGACCUGCUGCCCUAUGGCUUUGCCAUUCACCAUGCUGGGAUGACCAGGGUGGACCGGACGUUGGUGGAGGAUCUGUUUGCUGACAAGCACAUCCAGGUCCUGGUCUCCACAGCAACGCUAGCAUGGGGCGUGAACCUCCCUGCUCACACAGUCAUCAUCAAAGGGACGCAAGUGUACAGCCCCGAGAAAGGGCGCUGGACUGAGCUGGGGGCCCUGGAUAUCUUGCAGAUGCUGGGGCGAGCAGGAAGACCCCAAUACGACAGCAAAGGCGAGGGCAUCCUCAUCACAUCCCAUGGCGAGCUGCAGUAUUACCUCUCGCUGCUCAACCAGCAGCUGCCCAUUGAGAGCCAGAUGGUGUCAAAACUACCUGAUAUGCUGAAUGCUGAGAUCGUGCUGGGCAAUGUCCAGAACGCCAAAGAUGCAGUGAACUGGCUAGGCUACACCUACCUUUAUAUCCGGAUGCUGCGCUCCCCAACGCUCUAUGGGAUAUCACACGAUGACCUGAAGGGUGAUCCAUUACUGGACCAGCGCCGCCUGGACCUCGUUCACACUGCUGCGCUGAUGCUGGACAAGAACAACCUCGUCAAGUACGACAAGAAGACAGGAAAUUUCCAGGUAACAGAGCUGGGCCGCAUCGCCAGCCACUACUACAUCACCAACGAGACAAUGCAGACCUACAACCAGUUGCUGAAGCCCACACUGAGUGAAAUCGAGCUUUUCCGGGUCUUCUCGCUGUCCUCAGAAUUCAAGAACAUUACUGUGCGGGAGGAGGAGAAGUUGGAGCUCCAGAAGCUGCUGGAGCGGGUCCCAAUCCCAGUGAAGGAGAGCAUAGAGGAGCCCAGUGCCAAGAUCAACGUGCUGCUCCAGGCAUUCAUCUCUCAGCUGAAGCUAGAAGGCUUCGCCCUAAUGGCUGACAUGGUGUACGUCACCCAGUCUGCUGGGCGCCUCAUGCGUGCCAUCUUUGAGAUCGUCCUCAACCGUGGUUGGGCCCAGCUCACUGACAAAACUCUCAACCUCUGCAAGAUGAUCGAUAAGAGGAUGUGGCAGUCCAUGUGUCCCCUGCGCCAGUUCAAGAAGCUGCCUGAGGAGGUUGUGAAGAAGAUUGAGAAGAAGAACUUCCCAUUCGAGCGCCUCUAUGACCUGAAUCACAAUGAGAUUGGGGAGCUCAUUCGGAUGCCCAAGAUGGGCAAGACCAUCCACAAGUACGUCCACCUGUUCCCUAAGCUGGAGCUCUCUGUCCACCUCCAGCCUAUCACACGGUCCACCCUGAAGGUGGAGCUGACCAUCACCCCCGACUUCCAGUGGGACGAGAAGGUCCAUGGCUCAUCUGAAGCCUUCUGGAUCCUGGUGGAGGAUGUGGACAGCGAAGUGAUCCUGCACCAUGAGUACUUCCUGCUGAAAGCCAAAUACGCCCAGGACGAGCACCUCAUCACCUUUUUCGUGCCUGUGUUCGAGCCACUGCCUCCACAGUACUUCAUCCGCGUGGUCUCUGACCGCUGGCUCUCCUGUGAGACACAGCUGCCUGUGUCAUUUCGCCACCUGAUCCUCCCUGAGAAGUACCCACCUCCCACAGAGCUGCUGGACCUGCAGCCACUGCCUGUGUCUGCCCUGCGCAACAGUGCCUUUGAGAGUCUCUACCAGGAUAAGUUCCCCUUCUUCAACCCCAUCCAGACUCAAGUGUUCAACACGGUCUACAACAGUGAUGACAACGUCUUUGUGGGCGCCCCCACGGGCAGCGGCAAGACCAUCUGUGCUGAGUUUGCUAUCCUGCGCAUGCUACUGCAGAACUCAGAGGGACGCUGCGUCUACAUCACCCCCAUGGAGCCGCUUGCUGAGCAGGUCUUCCUGGACUGGUACGAGAAGUUCCAGGAGCGCCUCAACAAGAAGGUGGUGCUGCUGACGGGCGAGACCAGCACAGACCUCAAGCUCCUGGGCAAAGGCAACAUCAUCAUCAGCACACCUGAGAAGUGGGAUAUCCUCUCCCGGCGUUGGAAGCAGCGCAAAAACGUCCAGAACGUCAACCUUUUUGUUGUGGAUGAAGUUCACCUCAUCGGGGGCGAGAAUGGGCCUGUGCUGGAGGUGAUCUGCUCCCGGAUGCGCUACAUCUCCUCUCAGAUUGAGAGGCCCAUCCGCAUCGUGGCACUCAGCUCCUCACUGUCCAAUGCCAAGGAUGUGGCCCACUGGCUGGGCUGCAGCGCCACAUCUACCUUCAACUUCCACCCCAAUGUGCGGCCGGUGCCCCUGGAGCUCCACAUCCAGGGCUUCAACAUCAGCCACACGCAGACCCGCUUACUAUCCAUGGCCAAGCCGGUAUACCAUGCCAUCAUGAAGCACUCACCCAAGAAGCCCGUCAUCGUCUUCGUCCCAUCCCGCAAGCAGACGCGCCUCACAGCCAUCGAUAUCCUCACCACUUGCGCUUCCGACAUCCAAAGGCAGAGGUUCCUGCACUGCACAGAAAAGGAUCUGGCACCCUACCUGGACAAGCUGGACGACAGCACCCUCAAGGAGACGCUGGUGAAUGGCGUGGGCUACCUCCAUGAGGGGCUGACACCCAUGGAACGGCGUGUAGUGGAGCAGCUCUUCAGCUCUGGUGCAGUGCAAGUGGUGGUGGCCUCCCGGAGCCUCUGCUGGGGCAUGAAUAUUGCUGCCCACCUGGUGAUCAUCAUGGACACACAGUACUACAAUGGCAAGAUCCACGCGUACGUGGACUACCCCAUCUAUGAUGUGCUGCAGAUGGUGGGCCACGCCAACCGCCCCCUGCAAGAUGACGAGGGCCGCUGCGUCAUCAUGUGCCAGGGCUCUAAGAAGGAUUUCUUCAAGAAAUUCCUGUACGAGCCACUGCCCGUGGAGUCGCACCUGGACCACUGCAUGCACGAUCAUUUCAAUGCCGAGAUUGUCACCAAGACCAUAGAGAACAAGCAGGACGCUGUUGACUACCUGACCUGGACCUUCCUCUACCGUCGCAUGACCCAGAACCCCAACUACUACAACCUCCAAGGCGUCUCUCAUCGGCAUCUCUCGGACCACCUGUCGGAGCUGGUGGAGCAGACACUGAGUGACCUGGAGCAGUCCAAGUGCAUCAGCAUUGAGGACGAGAUGGACGUGGCCCCUCUCAACUUGGGCAUGAUUGCAGCCUACUACUACAUCAACUACACCACCAUUGAGCUCUUCAGCAUGUCACUCAAUGCCAAGACCAAGGUGCGGGGCCUGAUUGAGAUCAUCUCCAACGCCGCUGAAUAUGAAAAUAUCCCCAUCCGACACCACGAGGACAAUCUCCUGCGGCAGCUGGCGCAGAAGGUCCCGCACAAACUGACCAACCCAAAGUUCAAUGACCCCCACGUCAAGACCAACCUGCUGCUGCAGGCCCACCUGUCCCACAUGCAGCUGAGUGCUGAGCUGCAAUCCGACACUGAGGAGAUUCUCAGCAAGGCCAUCCGCCUCAUCCAGGCCUGUGUGGAUGUGCUGUCCAGUAAUGGGUGGCUCAGCCCUGCACUGGCUGCUAUGGAGCUGGCGCAGAUGGUCACCCAGGCCAUGUGGUCCAAGGACUCGUACCUCAAGCAGCUGCCGCACUUCACAGCUGAACACAUCAAGCGCUGCACAGAGAAGGGUGUGGAGAGUGUCUUUGACAUAAUGGAGAUGGAGGAUGAGGAGCGCAAUGCCCUGCUACAGCUCUCAGAUGCCCAGAUUGCUGACGUGGCCCGCUUCUGCAAUCGCUACCCCAACAUCGAGUUGUCUUAUGAGGUUGUGGAGAAGGACAGCAUCCGCAGUGGGGGCCCAGUGGUGGUACUGGUGCAGCUGGAGAGAGAGGAGGAAGUCACGGGACCAGUCAUUGCGCCCCUGUUCCCUCAGAAGCGUGAGGAGGGCUGGUGGGUGGUGAUCGGUGACUCCAAGUCCAACAGCCUCAUCUCUAUCAAGCGGCUGACCCUGCAGCAGAAAGCCAAGGUGAAGCUGGAUUUUGUGGCCCCAGCCACAGGCACCCACAAUUACACACUGUACUUCAUGAGUGAUGCUUACAUGGGCUGUGACCAGGAAUACAAGUUCAGCGUGGACGUGAAGGAAGCUGAGAGCGACAGUGACUCUGACUAGCCCUGGACUCUUGCCAUGGACAUAGCCAGCCACAGGACCUGGCUGAGGGCUACAGUGGGCCAAAGGGAAUGAGGUGCACACAUCAGGCUGUCCUGUGCUGUGUGCACCUGCUCUAGAACUGUGAACCUCUGUGCUGGCAGCUAGGCCCAGCCACAAGUAACUGGGCCUGUAGCCUUCCUUGCGGAGCUCCUGCCUGCAUUCCCUCUCCUGGGUUUUAGUUGAUCCUUUUGUAUAGUGUGUAGUUUCUUUUACCUGGGAGGCAAAUAGGACUUGCCCUGGCCUCAAUAAAGCUGUUGAACCAC